Molecule: messenger RNA, 1510 nt
Organism: Pseudomassariella vexata
Lineage: Eukaryota; Fungi; Ascomycota; Sordariomycetes; Amphisphaeriales; Pseudomassariaceae
Product: orotidine 5'-monophosphate decarboxylase
Exons: 2
Coding region: 1-1125 (374 amino acids)
Biological process (GO): 'de novo' UMP biosynthetic process; 'de novo' pyrimidine nucleobase biosynthetic process
Cellular component (GO): cytosol
Molecular function (GO): orotidine-5'-phosphate decarboxylase activity
Source: RefSeq, a predicted model, not a curated record
AUGUACCAAUAUAACCAAGCUAGAGCGAGCUUCGCCCACAGAGCCAAUGAUGUUUCCCAUCCCCUGUCCAACUACCUGUUGCGAUUGAUGGAAUUGAAGAAGUCCAACCUGUGCCUCGGCGCCGAUGUUGCAUCGGCACGAGAGUUGGUGCACCUGGCCGACAAAAUUGGUCCUUCCAUCGUGGUUCUCAAGACACACUACGAUCUUGUCGCAGGAUGGGACUACAACCCGCAAACUGGCACCGGCGCUAAGCUGGGCGCUCUGGCAAGGAAACACGGCUUCCUCAUUUUUGAAGACCGCAAGUUUGGCGAUAUUGGCAGCACAGUCCAGAUGCAGUACACCGCCGGCUCGGCCCGCAUCAUCGACUGGGCACACAUUGUCAACGUGAACAUGGUCCCGGGCAAGGCCGCAGUGGAUGCCCUGGCGGAGGCUGCUGCUAAGUGGCGAUCCCGUGUCAACUACGAAGUGAAGACGUCUGUCACUGUUGGCACUCCACUUGCCGACAACUACGAGGAAAACGCUGUUGACGAGGAAGACGACCGUCUCGCGCCAAUGGAACCUAGCUCUUCGGGCAACUACGCCGCGAGACAACAGGAAAGCAGGAAAGGGAGCAUCGUCUCCAUCACUACGGUUACGCAAUCUUUUGAACCGGUUGACUCGCCUCGAUUUUCCAACGGAAACCAUGAUGGGCACGAUGUUGUGUACGCUGGCAUUGAAGAGCCCCCAUGGGAUCGUGGCCUCCUCAUCUUGGCGCAAAUGUCCAGUAAGGGCAACUUCAUGAACAAGGAGUACACGCAGGCUUGCGUUGAGGCGGCGAGAGAGCACAAGGACUUUGUCAUGGGCUUUAUUUCACAAGAAAGUCUGAACUCUGAUCCCGCUGACACCUUCCUUCACAUGACACCCGGAUGCCAAUUGCCACCAGAGGGAGAGAGUGAGGAGAAUGGUGUAGUCGAAGGUGACGGUCUCGGUCAACAGUACAACACGCCGUCAAAACUCGUGGGUCUCUGUGGAACGGACAUCAUCAUUGUUGGACGCGGCAUCCUCAAUGCGGGCGACCAGCAGGCCGAGGCCGAGCGUUACCGAAGACGAGCAUGGAAGGCGUAUAUGCAAAGAACAGGGCGGUGAAGGGUUAGUUACAGUGGCAGAAGGAAAUUUCCCCAAGCAUUUCGCAGUAUUUGACUUUUGAGCUUGGAGUUUUGGCUCUGCAAUGGAUGCUGCUAUUGGUUGGGCAGUCGGGCCUAAACCAAACAAACGAGUGAAUGCUCUGGGGAUCGGGGGAUUAUACACUUGCCAACAUCGUGGGACAUUGUGUUUGUUCUGUAGAAGUUUUGAGACCGAGCAAACAUCAGGUUCUAGUGCCAGGAUGUAUGUACCAUUACUCACAACAGCCACGCGAAGAGUUAAUCAUAGUACCACCCUCAGUGAAAGUUCUAGUAUACGGGGUCGUAUUCCAGGCUCUGGGCCCGGGCAAUAACACCUAUUUAAUAAGAACUCAAGCAGUAACCACCGG